Molecule: messenger RNA, 336 nt
Organism: Meloidogyne enterolobii
Lineage: Eukaryota; Metazoa; Nematoda; Chromadorea; Rhabditida; Meloidogynidae
Source: the annotation of a GenBank genome assembly
AUGUCUGAAAAAGAUCUUAAAAUAAAAACUGGAGUUUUGAAGCGUUAUGUACAAGAAGCAAAUUCUUAUAAGACUGAAGUACAAAAACAAUCAAGCAAAAUUAAUUCAUUAAAAGAAUCUCAAGAGCCUGAUGAAUAUAUGAUUAAAAAGGCUGGUGAAGUUUUACAAGAAAGUAAACAAAUGUUUAGUUUAGCUUCAAAAAAUGUUCAAAAAGCACGUCUUGAACUUGAAUCGUUGCUAACAUCUUAUGGGGAAGAGAAGAAUGACGAAUUGAAAACUAAUGCUCAACAAAUGAUUCAAAAAGCUUUGGAAUUUGAAAAUAACAAUGCUGCUUAA